AUGACUGUCUUUGUCUGCUCGCUGUUUCUCCCCAAGACGGUGCAGUUUCAGCUGCCCGGCACCCCUCCCCGCCGCGCCGCCUUGGCCCGUCGCCGCUCCUCGACCGUUGACGUCCCUCAGCCGCUCGCCCAGCCCACCCCGGCCCGGCCCAGCCUCUUCGCGCCGCGUCCGGACAUCACGCCGCCCCAGACGCCCACUGACGAGUCGCAAUCCCCCAAUCUCUUUGCCAACGAGGAUGGCCUCCGCAUCCAGUAUCCCCACGAGAUGGACUCUCCCAUCAACCAGCUCUCCCAGUCCUGGGGCCACCGCUCCGACCAGCCCAAGUCCCGCGCAAACUCUCCGCCCGCGCCGCACGCCUUUGAGACGGGCCGCACCCUGCAAAAGGCCCACGAGCUCGGCCGCCGCGGUGUCGUCCAGCCCAAGCCCCACACUCGCAGCGACAGCCACGACCGCGUCUUCGCUUCGGCCCCCUGGCACGUUGUCAACGCCGACCAGGGCAACGGUGGCCUGCGCAACGCCGUCGACGCCGCCGCCCGCGAUGGUAAGCUCGGCGAGCACAUGUGGGUAGGCACUCUCGGCAUGCCCACCGAUGCGCUCGAGGAGACGGAGCAGAAGCAGAAUAUUGAAGCCACCCUGGCCACCGAGCACGACAUGCUGACAGUCUUUUGCUCCGACAAAGACUUUGACGGCCAUUACAGCCACUUUUGCAAGCAGAUUCUCUGGCCCGUGUUCCACUACCAGAUUCCCGACAACCCCAAGAGCAAAGCCUACGAGGAUCACUCGUGGCAAUUUUACGUCAAUGUCAACCAGGCCUUUGCUGACAAGAUUGUUGCUAACUGGAAGCGCGGCGACGUCGUCUGGGUCCACGACUAUCACCUUCUCCUAGUCCCCAAUAUGGUCCGCCAGAAGCUGCCCGAAGCCAAGAUUGGCUUCUUUCUGCACGUCCCUUUCCCCUCCUCCGAGGUCUUUCGAUGCCUUGCCGUGCGCAAGCAGCUUCUCGAGGGCAUGCUUGGCGCCAACCUCGUUGGGUUUCAGAUUCGCGAGUACACCCGCCAUUUCCUGCAGACGUGCAGCAGAAUCCUGAGCGUCGAGGCUACGCCCGAAGGCCUGCAGCUCGAAGACCGUUUCGUCGAUGUCGUCAACCUGGCCAUUGGCAUCGACCCUGUCAGCCUGGCAAUCCAUCGAGAAAAGCCCGAGGUGAUGCGCUGGCUCGAUAUUCUGCAGGAGCGGUACAAGGGCAAGAGGCUCAUUGUCGCCAGAGACAAGCUGGAUCAUGUGCGCGGUGUGAGACAGAAGCUGCUCUCGUACGAAUUGUUCCUCAACAAGUACCCAGAGUGGCGCGAGCAUACGGUGCUUAUCCAGGUAGCGCUCUCUUCUAGUGAUAAGAGCGACUUGGAUGCUACCGUAUCGGACAUUGUUACUCGCGUCAACUCAUCGUGGGCCAAUCUUGCGUACCAGCCGGUCGUCUAUCUCAAACAGGACAUCGAUUAUGCCCAGUAUCUCGCUCUUCUCAGCGUUGCCGAUGCUCUCAUGAUUACCAGCCAGCGCGAAGGCAUGAAUCUCACCUCGCACGAGUACCUAUUUUGCCAAGAUGGAAAAAUCUUCCCCGACAAGAAGUAUGGGUCUCUGAUCUUGUCUGAAUUCACGGGUACCUCGUCGCUCUUCAACGGCAACGAGCUCCGAGUCAACCCCUGGGACUAUCGGCAAUGCGCCGACGCCAUCAAGCAAGCCCUGGAGAUGAGCGAUGACGAGAAGAAGGCACGAUGGGAGAACCUGUACGAGGCUGUAUCUCUUCACACCGGUUCUCACUGGUUCAGCGAGUUCUUGUCUCGUCUGGAUCGUGCAUACGAGACUCAGCAUAAGCGCGAUCAGACAUCUGUUCCGCGCCUCUCUGUCCCUGUCGUCACGGACAAGUACAAUUUAUCCAAACGUCGUCUAUUCAUCUUGGAUUACGAGGGCACGCUGGUCAACUGGGGCCCAGUGAAUCAGAUCAUUCCCGUCAGCCCGCAGAGGACACUGGACGUUCUCAACGAACUCCUGCUGGACGAGCGCAACAGCGUCUAUAUCAUGUCUGGGCGGCUGCCCGAGGAGCUGGAUCGCGUCUUCCAGCGCGUGCCCAACCUGGGCCUCAUUGCCGAAAACGGCUGCUUCCUGCGCGACCACGGCGCGACAGAGUGGGAGGAAAUGGCUGACACGUCUCAGAUUAAGAAUUGGAAGCGUUCAGUCAAGAGCAUCCUCACUUACUACCUCGAGCGCACGCCUGGUGCGGAGCUCGAGGAGCGCCGCUGCAGCCUCAUCUUUCACUUUGGCAACGCCGAGGAUUUCGAGUCAGCGUCGCGCCUGGCGGCCGACUGCACCAGCCACGUCAACGACGCGUGCGAGUCGCAGCGUGUGCACGCUGUCCUGCUCGAUUGCUGCAUCAUUGUGGAGCCCGCCGACUGGACAAAGAGCACCGCCGCCCAGCAAGUCUUUGAUAGAUUCAAGAGCCACCUGGGGCCGGACGGUCCACGCAAGGAGGCGGUGGAUUUCAUGAUGGUGAUUGGCGAUGGACGGGAGGAUGAAAAAGUGUUCAAGUGGGCGAACCUGCUCGGCGAUGUGGGUGCUGUACGAGAGGUGGUGACGGUGAGCCUGGGUAGCAGAAGCACCGAGGCCAGCGCCACGUUGACCCAAGGUGUCAGCGGCGUUCUCACGUUUCUUCAGCGUCUGGCUGGCACCGGGCUUGGACAAACAGCGGCAUGA
Molecule: messenger RNA, 2739 nt
Organism: Beauveria bassiana ARSEF 2860
Lineage: Eukaryota; Fungi; Ascomycota; Sordariomycetes; Hypocreales; Cordycipitaceae
Product: glycosyltransferase family 20
Exons: 3
Coding region: 1-2739 (912 amino acids)
Biological process (GO): trehalose biosynthetic process
Cellular component (GO): cytosol; alpha,alpha-trehalose-phosphate synthase complex (UDP-forming)
Molecular function (GO): catalytic activity
Source: RefSeq, a predicted model, not a curated record